AUGGCGAUCUAGAGGUUUGGGUCCAUGCUCGUUUUGUUGACAUUUAUUUCAAACCAAUUUUACGCGUUAUUAGUGGAAUUACGGUUUCUGCAGCUAUGUCGAGACUCAUCAUUAAAAACCUCCCUAACGGGAUGAAGGAGGAGAGGUUCAAGUCGAUGUUUGCUGCCUUUGGCACUGUGACAGACUGCUCUCUGAAGUUUACCAAAGAUGGCAAGUUCCGCAAGUUCGGCUUCGUCGGCUUUAAAUCCGAGGAGGACGCAAACAGAGCCCUGAAGCAUUUCAAUAAGAGCUUCGUGGACACGUCCAGAGUGACGGUGGAGAUGUGUAAAGCAUUUGGAGACCCCACUAAGGCAAAAGCCUGGAGUAAACACACUCAGAGCUCAGGGCAGGUCAAACCCUCUGCUCCGGCUGACACUGAUGGCAAAAAGAAGAAGCAGAAAAAGGAAUCCAGGAGUGUUCUGGGAAAUCUGGAAGAGGAAUCAGACUUUAAGGAGUUUCUGUCAGUGCAUCAGAAUCGAAGCCAAGUCCCAACCUGGGCAAACGACACUGCGCAGGAAGCAGCCGAUCCCGACAGUAGACAGAAGAAGACUCAGAGCAAGAAGAAGCUAGCUUCAGAUGAUUACCUCAACUUUGACUCAGACCAGUCAGAGGAUGAGGAUGAGCAAGAAGAAUAUGAUGACAGUGAAGAUGAAGAUGAUGAUGCCACUAAAGAAGCACUGAAGUCUGGGUUAUCAGAUAUGGACUACCUGCGGUCAAAGGUGGCACAAACAGCAGACAUGGGGGAGGAUGACGAGAACAAAGAUGGUGACGAGGAAGAGGAGGAUGAUGGUCCUUUACUGCACACAGACAGUGCCUAUGAGAGUGGAGACAGGGAAAACAUCUCAAAGGUCAAAUCUUCAGUGUCCUCUGAGGAGAAGAAGCAGAGCAAAAUGAAGAAAACUGCCAAGCAGGAGACCGAACCAAUGACAGAGUUCACAGUGAAGCUGAGGGGAGUCCCAUUCACUGUUAAAGAAAAACAAAUUCGAGAGUUCAUGACCCCGCUGAAGCCUGCAGCAGUCCGGAUUGGGAAGAAUGAAAGUGGAAAUAGAACAGGUUAUGUAUACGUGGACUUGCAUUCUAAGGAAGAAGUGGAAAAGGCCUUGAAGAAAAACAAAGAUUAUAUAGGAGGGCGUUACAUUGAAGUCUUUCGUGUGGAUCCUUCUGCGGGAAAGAGCAAGAGAGACGGAAAGGAUAAAGAAAGCGACGGAAACUUCACCAGGAAGCUCAAAGAGGAUGAGGAGGAGGAAGAUGUUUCCGAGUCAGGUCGACUCUUCGUCAGAAACCUUCCUUACACCUGCACAGAGGAAGACCUCAAAGAGCUGUUUAGCAAACACGGUCCUUUAUCUGAGGUGCUCUUCCCUAUUGACUCUCUAACCAAGAGACCUAAAGGGUUUGCCUUUGUAACCUACAUGAUACCAGAGAAUGCUGUGACAGCUCUCGCUCAGCUAGACGGACACAUAUUUCAGGGCAGAAUGCUUCACCUGCUUCCCUCCACUGUGAAGAAGGAAAAGCUUGACUCUGAUGCUGGCGGUCCUGGCUCCUCAUCUUACAAACGGCAAAAAGAUGCUAAAAAUAAAGCUUUAAGUUCCAGUUCACACAACUGGAACACCUUGUUUCUGGGUACAAGUGCAGUGGCAGAUGCCAUUGCUGAAAAAUACAACACCACCAAAAGCCAAGUCCUGGACCACGAAUCAAAGGGAAGUGUUGCAGUGAGGAUGGCUCUGGGAGAAACACAGAUUGUCCAGGAGACACGACAGUUCCUAUUGGACAACAAUGUCAGUCUGGAUUCCUUCAGUCAGGCAGCAGCAGCGAGGAGUGCAACUGUGAUCUUGGUGAAGAACCUUCCAGCUGGAGUGCAGGUGUCAGAGCUCGAGGAGCUCUUCUCACCUCAUGGUUCUUUGGGCCGAGUGCUGCUGCCACCUUCAGGACUCACUGCAGUCGUUGAGUUUCUGGAGCCAGCUGAAGCAAAACGAGCCUUCACAAGGCUGGCUUAUAGUAAGUUUCAUCAUGUUCCACUGUAUUUGGAGUGGGCGCCUGUCGGAGUGUUUGUGGCCAAGUCAGAACCAGAGAAAGAGGUGGCAGAGAAAGAGGAAAAGAAGGAGAAAGAAAAUGAGGAAGAAGAAGAGGAGGAGGAUGAACCUGUACCAGGUUCUACACUUUUCAUUAAGAAUCUUAAUUUCAGCACCACAGAGGAGAAGCUGCAAGAGACAUUCUCCAAAUGUGGCAAAGUCAAAUCCUGCACAAUAUCCAAGAAAAAAGAUAAAAAAGGCAAACUGUUGUCAAUGGGUUAUGGUUUUGUCCAGUAUCAAACAGCAGAAGCAGCACAGAAAGCCCUGAGGCAGCUACAGCACUGUAAGGUGGAUGAUCACCAGUUAGAGCUGAAGAUUUCAGAGAAAGCCACAAGGACAGCUGAUGUGUCACGGAAGAAGAAGCAAGCUGAGAAGAAGCAGACGGGAUCCAAAAUCCUUGUGCGCAAUGUUCCUUUCCAAGCCACUGUCAGAGAAAUCAGGGAGCUUUUCUGUACGUUUGGAGAGCUGAAAACUGUGCGUCUUCCAAAGAAAGCAGCUGGUUCAGGGAGUCAUCGAGGUUUUGGCUUUGUUGAUUUCCUCACCAAACAAGAUGCUAAGAAAGCUUUUGCUGCACUGUGCCACAGCACCCAUCUGUACGGGAGACGUCUUGUGCUGGAGUGGGCUGAUGCUGAGGAAACCGUGGAGUCACUGCGACGGAAAACAGCCGAACAUUUUCACGUGGCUGCCAAAAAGCAGCGAAAAGCAGAGGUUUUGGAAGGAAUUCUGGAGACGAUGGAAACUGAAGGUGGUGUGGAAGACUGAUGUCUGCGGUCCCUGUGACAGCAUCAGCACAAUCCUGAACCAAGCUCCUGUGUGAAAAGGACUAUGAAUAAAACAUGGAUCUGAAUGUCUGCAGGAAAAAAUUAUAAUGAAAUUAUUAACUGUUCCAAUUUUCUCUGGAUUCCCGUGACUUAUAUUUUGUACAGAAUGAAACCUCAAAGAGAUCUGAUGGACUGUUUUAUAUAAAAAUUGUGUACGUGUUA
Messenger RNA from Archocentrus centrarchus (flier cichlid), 3091 nucleotides. It is a transcript of the gene rbm19, whose product is annotated as RNA binding motif protein 19. Gene Ontology annotation, cellular component: nucleolus. The transcript is spliced from 24 exons. The record is from RefSeq and is a predicted model, not a curated record. Bases 96 to 2870 code for a protein of 924 amino acids. Gene Ontology annotation, molecular function: mRNA binding. NCBI's taxonomy places the organism in Eukaryota, Metazoa, Chordata, Actinopteri, Cichliformes, Cichlidae.